Salvelinus fontinalis (brook trout) is the source of this 1284-nucleotide messenger RNA. Its product is annotated as PI-PLC X domain-containing protein 3-like. The record is from RefSeq and is a predicted model, not a curated record. Gene Ontology annotation, cellular component: synapse. Gene Ontology annotation, biological process: lipid metabolic process. The transcript has 6 exons. Gene Ontology annotation, molecular function: phosphoric diester hydrolase activity. NCBI's taxonomy places the organism in Eukaryota, Metazoa, Chordata, Actinopteri, Salmoniformes, Salmonidae. Bases 115 to 1083 code for a protein of 322 amino acids.
GUGUGUGUGUGUGUUGCGUACGUGUGGGUGAGUAGUAAGGGGAGCGAGCGCUGCAUAGAGAAAGAGCACUCAACGCUCGCGCAGGCAGAGAGUGGGAAUAUAGUGCGCGGUGGCAUGGCUUCCUCUCACGGGAAAAGCGAACCCAGGUUCGCCGACUGGAUGGCAAAUUUACCGGAGAGCAUGCACAGCAUCCCGCUCACCAACCUGGCCAUUCCUGGUUCACAUGAUUCCUUCAGUUUCUACAUAGAUGAGUCCUCUCCGGUUGGUCCUGAGCAGACUGAUGCCGUCCAGAACUUUGUGUCCGUCUUCGGCACGGUGGCCAAGAAGCUGAUGCGCAAAUGGCUCGCCACUCAGACCAUGAACUUCUCCAGCCAGCUGGAGGCCGGCGUCCGCUUCUUUGACCUGCGAAUCUCCACCAAGCCCCGAGACCCAGACAACGAGCUCUUCUUCGCUCACGGUCUCUUCAGCGCCACGGUGAGAGAAGGCCUGGAGCAGAUCAGCUCCUUCCUGUCGGCCCAUGCCAGAGAGGUGGUGUUCCUGGACUUUAACCACUUCUACGGGGUUCAGAACCUGCACCAUGAGAAGCUGGUCUCAAUGCUGAGGGAUGUGUUCGGGGAGAAACUCUGCCCUGUCGUCUUCGCUCAGGAGGUGAGUCUCCAGUACCUGUGGGAGAAUGAGUACCAGGUAUUGGUGUUCUAUCAUAGUCCUAUGGCCCUGGAGGUGCCCUUCCUGUGGCCGGGUCAGAUGAUGCCGGCUCCCUGGGCCAACACCACUGACCCUGACAAGCUGAUCCAGUUCCUCCAGGCCUCUGUGGCUGACCGCAGGAGGAAGGGAACAUUCUUUGUCUCCCAAGUGGUCCUGACACCUAAGGCCAGUACUGUCAUGAAAGGAGUCGCUAGCGGACUGAGGGAGACCAUUACAGAAAGGGCUCUUCCACGUAUGAUGCUGUGGAUCCGUGCCCAGAGGCCGGGAGAGAGCGGCAUCAACAUCAUCACAGCUGACUUCGUAGAGCUGGGAGACUUCGUCAGUGCUGUCAUCACUCUUAACUACCAUAUGGAAGACGAGGAAGAAAACGCCACCUGAGACUGACCGACGGGGUGGUUUAGAGUUCAAUCCUCAGCCAUGUGAGGCUACGCUCGCUCUCUCGCCCUUUCUCUUUGGUGUUCAUUUUUAGGAAGAGAGGCGGUCCUCUGACUUUUCUAGGGCUACGAUAGUUGACAGAGAGGGAGGAAGGAGGGAGCGAGUGAGCGGGGAGGGAGGGAGAGAUGUGGGAGGUGGAGGAAG